AUGGAGAGGGAUGGCAAGAGGGAAGAAGCGCAGGGUGGAUGCGGGAUGCUUCUCUUGCAUUCAAUAUUCUCAGCUACACUCCAUCGAGUGGUGCGCACCCAUCAUCGAAGAGUGAUGACUCCCCGUUGCCGCCAAAGCUGCGACGUGGUUCGUGGAUGGAAACAAGAUACACACGCGUCCACAUGCGCAUCCUAUUCGGGUAUUCUGCUCCGCGUCCGCUUUCCCAUCUGGCAUGCACCCCCAUCUCCCAUCCGACGCAUUCCAUCUACCGUACCAUACAUGCAUGUAUAUGGUCUCUCUAUCCUUCUGCCGACGUCUAUGAAAGACGGAAACGCUUGCCGCAUCUGCCAUAAGGAAGUGGCCUUCCUCACUCACUCUCUCACCCCCCCCUUCCCCGCCAAGAGAGAAGCCACACUCAUCAAGGCAUCCCUUGGUCCUACCACCCUCCUCCCCCCGACCCGUUACCACUUCAUAGUACACCUCGCUCGCUCAGCGGCAACACAAACCUGGGAACAACAAUGCGGAAAGAUGGAGUCCACGUCGUUUUAUCGCAGUUCAACAGGCACACGCACCAGCGCCGGCCCUGCGCAGGGCACGGACACUAAACCGCAGUCGCCUAAUGCAAAGCUGAAGCCUGGUGUGUCGGCGUCAGCGAGUCGUCACCCGUCCUCGGCGGCGAAAGGGACCAACUCGAAGUCCCAGAUCGGCGGGAGGAGCAGCAGCGGAGCCCGCGCCGCGUCGUCGAUUCGCUCCUCGACGCCGUCUCCCAGGGUGACAACGCCUCUGGUGCGCGUCAAAAGCAAAAGGGGAAUUGGCCGCACUAAGAGGGAGAUGUCCAAAAUUACUGCGGACGCCCUCGCCUCCAUCAACCACAGUCUAUUCACGAAGGCUAACUUGUCAGCAAAACAGAUAGGCGGCCGCGUCAUGAAGGAGUACCUGCAAGCGCACCGCGCCGGCAUGCACAAGAUUGAGAGCCAGUCUUCGGAAGACCGCCAAAUCAUCUGGCAGAGCUUUGUGGACGCGUCAUACCUUCCACACAGUCACGAACUCCAGCGUCUAGUGGACUACAUCCAGCUGAUGGAGUCGAGAUGCCGACAGAAGCUCCAACACGCCAAGGCAGUGACCUCCUGUGCCCUGAAUGGCAUUCAGCAGCUGCUGCAGCGCGUCAGCGCCGUGGGCACACAGAUCCGCAAGGACACCAACGUGCUGGCGGAGAAACCAGAUAUGCUUCUUAGUUCCGCAGGCGCUAAGGAAUGGAGUUGGUUUGGGGUGAAAGCCGGAAGUGCUGCCUCGGCAGCCAUGCACGUGCUCGGCAGCCCGGUGCGUGAUGUGUGUGGGCUUGAUGCAAUGCUUUCUGAUCCCCAUCCACCGGCGUUUCACAUCUCGAAGGCGGACCACGAUGAGCGAGAGCGACUGAAACGCAUCUUCACCGUCCUCGAGAGCAUUUGUGCCGACGAGGACGAGAGAAGAGUCAGUGGUUCGUCGUCUAGCACAUCGCACACAACCCUGGCGGCGAAUGGGUCGCCGACACAGUCCACUACAGAGCACCCACCACUGAUGAUGGGCAGCGGAGAUGAUGAGGGCUCGGCGCCAUCCACCCAGUCCUCCUCACCGAUCUCGCACUCGACGCGUCGGCAGUCCCGCCAAGACGAUCUGGAGUGCGUGGGUGAGAAACGCAACGACACCGCUGUGAGCGAUCCGCAAGCGGAGCGCACGCAGUAUGUUCUCGAGCUGCAGCAGAAGCUCGACGCGGUGGGUGCGGCCUUUGUGCAGCUCAUGAAUCGCGUUCAGGUGCAACACCAGCAGUACCAGCGCACGAUCUCCGCUCAGAAGUCUGUGCUCGACGCACAAGCCACGCGGAUGAAGCUUGCCGACGACGUGCUUCGCGACACUGUGGCACAGGGGACAAUUGAAGCGCUGAGCGCUGUGGCUGUCGCCCAGCAGCUCUCGUUGGAGCUGCGUGAGCGGAUGGAGGUAAGCGAGAGGAACAUGAAGGCAGCUCUCGAGGCGCUCACCGGGCAGAGCGCGGAGGUGUGCUUCGACAAGGGAAUCCUGCAAGAGUACGGCUCACUCGCCACCAAGAAAGAGAACUGUCUCAGCGCGUUCAUGUCGCAGAUGGAGCGGCAGGUAGUGGAGCAAGCUGAUGUGCUGUGGAAAGCGCAACAAGGAGUCGCGAAAAUCUGGCAGCUGCGACUGCAAUGGCAACUCCCGCACUCACCCGUGGAGGCAAGCGAGGUUGGUGCGAGUGUGGGGGAACCUGAGGAAGCUGCUGGCAAUCCCGCACCCCUUCCACCCCCGUACAAGGCCCGAUUGAAAGAGUGUGAUCGAGCGACCCUUCUAACGUUCCUCGAGCGUCUCACUAUGCAUUGCCCUGACGCUACCACGCAUGUGAUUGCAGCCCUUGAUGACCACGAUGCCUUCUGCGCCACGCACCCGCGAGAGACGGCCGCCUCGCGAGAGGAGCUGGCACGCACGACUGCCGUGCUGCAGCUCCUUCAAAAACUAGACGAGGAAGGGCGGCUGCACUGCAGUGCGCAGCACACGGGCGAACCGCUUUCUGUGCGUCUUCGUCGACUUGUCGAGCAGCAUGAUGCCUACAUCGACUUUAACGAGACCUAUGCGCGGGCGCUGGUGCGGCAAGCGGAUGCGGAGCGGCGGCAGUACGCACCGGACGCUCUCGCCUUCUUCGACCCCCGUACGCCUGUGCCGGGGCAAGAAAGCAGCGCCACUAGUAGACGAGUCGCACCUGUGAAGGCGCGAGCAGUGUGUGAAGGUCACAGCAUUACCGCCGCCUCAUGUUCGGAAGCACCGCCGACCUCUGCUGCGGAAUCCACAAAGAGUUCGCCGUCUCAGCCAGUAAUGCCGUAUCUGAGCCUGUGGGCACGCAAGCAGCGGGAGCUACGAACGCGGCAGUGCGAGACGGGACCCAUGAAUACUGGCUUGGGCAGCAACACCGUCGGCGCCGUCGUGGGCUACCUUGAACGUCGCACGCCACAUCUAGCCGCUCCUGCCGCGGCGCCCCCGGCUGCCUUCUUCGAAUCCGCACCGUCGUCGACGCGGUCGCAGCUACACACGGCGAUGAGCGCGUCAGCCCCCACGUGUGUCUCCGCGAGUCUGCCCCUUCCACCGGUUCCGCCGCGCAAAGGGUUGGUAUCGUAUGUGCUAUCCACGUAUGGCUCGACACCGGAAAGCACCGACGGUAAUGCUGACACUACACGGCAGCAACAUGCACAGCAAGCGGAGCUCACAGCCAAGGCAGAGAAGAGCAAAGCCUCCAUGCCCUUCCGCACCGGUGAUCACCAGUUCAUUCAUCGGCAACGCGAGAUCUUCAUGCAGCUGGACUGA
Leishmania mexicana MHOM/GT/2001/U1103 is the source of this 3345-nucleotide messenger RNA. RefSeq lists its product as hypothetical. The record is from RefSeq and is a predicted model, not a curated record. The coding region runs from base 1 to 3345 and encodes 1114 amino acids. Lineage: Eukaryota; Euglenozoa; Kinetoplastea; Trypanosomatida; Trypanosomatidae. The transcript has a single exon.